AUGCUGAACUCCUCAGUGGCAGAUCAACUCACCCGACUGACCCUGAAACUCCUCGAGAAGAAACUGGAGCAAGAGCGUGAGGAUGUGGAGGGGGCUUCUGAGGACCCCCAUGUUGUGCCAGGAGAUGAGGACGGGCCAGAGGCUGCCCUGCGGAGCGCUCUGAGGAUGAGGAAGGACCUUCUGCAGAGACUCUGGGAACAGCACCUCCUGGAAGAGGAUUCCCGGGUUCGUCACCAUAGGGGAGGAGGAGGAGCCCAUGGGUCAGUGCUGCCCCCAGAGGCGCCCCCCGUGGCCAUCCACCCCACUGUCUCCCCAGCCCCACCUGCCCUAGACCCACCACGGAUCAUCCAACACCCGGCACCCCCACCUCCUGCCACCAUCAUCCAGCAGCUGCCUCAGCAGCCACUCAUUGCACAGAUCCCCCCUCCCCCGGCCUUCCCCACCCAGCGGUCAGGAAGCAUCAAGGAAGAGGUGGUGGAGAUGAUGCUGAUGCAGAACGCGCAGACGCACCAGCUCCUCAUGCAGGCCUUGAUGCUCAGAGCCCUGGCCCCGCCAGCACUCGCGCCCACCCCCCUGCACCUCACCCCACAGGUAGGCUCCACGUCCAGGCCGAGACCAGAAGACCUGGUGGUUUCGCCUCCAGAAACUCAUGUGUUUCUGGCUCCGGGGCCCGUGUGGAGGGAGGGGGCCGGGGAGCAGCCGGCAUCCUCGCUGAAACACUCUGCUGUGUGUCCUGCUGAGGAUGCACGGCAUGCCCACCCGGCCAUCCAGAGGCCGCCCUCCGUCCGCCACCACCAUCGCUAUGCACCUCCAACCCUGCUGCCGGCCAUGCCUGCGCCUGGCUCCCCUCUGGGUUACUCCGUGUGGCCCCUGGUGGUCUCAGCCACUGCUCUCCCGCCUGCUGCCAGCUUCCUGCCCAGCACCGCGCAGUACACGACUGGCCCGUCUGCGGCCGCCCUUAGCACGUAA
Messenger RNA from Budorcas taxicolor (takin), 969 nucleotides. It is a transcript of the gene C1H21orf58, whose product is annotated as chromosome 1 C21orf58 homolog. The record is from RefSeq and is a predicted model, not a curated record. Lineage: Eukaryota; Metazoa; Chordata; Mammalia; Artiodactyla; Bovidae. The transcript has 7 exons. The coding region runs from base 1 to 969 and encodes 322 amino acids.